AUGUCGCACGACGUGGACAUGGAUGCAGACGAGCCUCAACACCCAUGGCUGGACUCGGUCGAGGGCGAGAUCUCGUUCUUCCGCGCGCUCACCCGCGCGCGCCCGGUGGGCAUCCACCGGCACUUCCACGUCCUCACCAUGAGCAACGCGAUCCGGCGCGACACCGGCCAGAGCGUGAGCGUCGAGGAGCUCUGGGCGAAGCUGCACGCGUGUUACGACCUCGACAUCCUCGAGAACAUCGAAGCAGACGGCUUCGACGUCCCCGGCGACGGCGUCAGCGCCGGCACGCCCCCGCUCCCCCUCCGCUCCCCGUCGCCCUCCGAGAACCUCUCCCGGCACCCGUUCUUCCGCGCCGAGUUCGCCCUCCCCUCCGAUGACGCCAUCGACGCGCUCAUCGUGUCGCGCCGCACCCGUGCCACCGCGUCCCUGCCAUCGUCGUCCCCGGCGCCUUCCCCCGUGGCGCACGCGAAGGCGGGGCGCGGCGGCCGCAAGGGCAAAAGCAAGCUCAAGGUCACCGCGGGGCUCGUCGGCGGAGAGAGCGAUAGCAGUGCGCUCACGCAGGAGAGCGGCGAUGAGAGCGUCAUGCCCACCCCAAGGGAGAGCAACGCCACGGGCACAGAUGGUGGCGAGGACUUUGAGGAAGAAGAGGACGCGAGGCAGUCUCCUGCAGCUUCCAUUGCGGCCAAGCAGUCCACACGCGGUCGAGGCAAAGGCACACGUGGGCGAGGCGGACGAGGACGUGGCGGAGGAGCAGGCACUCGAGGGAAGAAGAAAAAGAAGUAG
This is a messenger RNA of Epithele typhae, 783 nucleotides long. RefSeq lists its product as uncharacterized. The record is from RefSeq and is a predicted model, not a curated record. Lineage: Eukaryota; Fungi; Basidiomycota; Agaricomycetes; Polyporales; Epitheliaceae. Gene Ontology annotation, cellular component: NuA4 histone acetyltransferase complex; nucleus. The transcript has 3 exons. Gene Ontology annotation, biological process: regulation of transcription by RNA polymerase II. The coding region runs from base 1 to 783 and encodes 260 amino acids.